CGCGGGGUCAGGGAACCGGAAGUUCCGGCGGUUCCGCUUCCUCCAACGUCCCGGAACCUGCCUUGUUGUGACUGCCGGCCUCAGAGUUUUGCCGGUCUCCCCCUCAGACGCCGCCGCCGCCGUCGUUCCGCGCUCGGGCGGGCGGAGGCGAGCGAUGAAGUCCAGGCAGCGCAGCUGAAGCCGCCGAGGGAGGAAGGCCUUGCUGGGGGCGGCGGCGGCGGCGGCGCCUCCUAUAUGGGCCACUUUCUCUCGCGAAAGGGAACCAGCCAGACCGCGGAUAGGAGCCGCCGCCGCCGACCCCUGAGGGGGAAAGUGCCAGUGCCGCCGCCUCGGGACCGGAGCUGCUUCCUGCGCGGGCCCUGCAUGCUCUGCUUCCUGGUGCACAGCGCCAGCCCGCCCGCCGCCGCCGCCUCCGAGGAACCGCCGCCGCCUGCUGCUCCUCCGCUUCUCUACGCGGCUCUGAAGGCGCCCGAGGACCGCGCCGCCCGCCGCCUGCUGCGCUUCUCCUGCCGCCGCCUGCUGCUCUCCGGCCUCCUCUUCUCCUCUCCUCCGCCUUCCGCGCGGAGAGCGGGGCCUGCGCUGGAGAGCAGCGAGGCCCCCCCGGAGAUGGUGUGCAAGCGCAAGGGCGUCCGGCUGCUCCCCUGCCCGCCCCGAAAGCAGCCCCGCUGCGCCGCCGCCGCCGCCGCCAUCCCAGCCACAGGGGCCGGGAGCCCCGCUUCCACGCCGUCGCCUCCGCCACCCGAUGUUUCUGCCGCCGCCGCCGCUUCUCCUUCGCUGCCCGAGCAGCACCUCUGUCCGCUGCCCUGCGCCUCGGACCGCGCCCGGGGAGGCUCGCCGCCCAAGGACCCCGCCGUCGGCGAGAACGGGGACGAUGGGGAAGGGCUGGCGGAGGCGGCGGCGGCUGCGGGCUCCCCGUCUCAGCUGCCCGAGCUGGACGGGAGGGAGAAGGGCGAGGCCCGCGAGCCGGACUGCGAGGAGCCCCCCGAGAACCCCGGGGACUGCUGCCGGGAGCCGCAGCCCCCCUCGCCCGACAUCAACCAGCUGCCGCCCUCCAUCCUCCUCAAGAUAUUUUCCAACUUAUCUUUGAAUGAGCGAUGUCUUUCAGCAUCGUUGGUUUGUAAAUAUUGGCGUGACCUCUGUUUAGAUUUCCAGUUUUGGAAGCAAUUGGAUCUCAGUAGUCGUCAGCAGGUCACCGAUGAGUUACUGGAAAGAAUUGCAUCAAGAAGCCAGAAUAUAACUGAAAUCAAUAUUUCAGAUUGCCGUAAUGUAUCGGAUACAGGAGUAUGUAUAUUAGCAUCUAAAUGUCCUGGACUUCUAAGAUAUACCGCAUAUAGAUGUAAACAGCUGUCUGAUACGUCUAUAAUUGCAGUGGCUUCACAGUGUCCUCAACUGCAGAAGGUACAUGUGGGCAACCAGGAUCGACUCACUGAUGAAGGACUCAAGCAGCUCGGAUCAGAGUGCAGAGAACUGAAAGAUAUUCAUUUUGGGCAGUGUUACAAGAUCUCAGAUGAAGGAAUGAUAAUCAUAGCUAAAGGAUGCCUGAAGUUACAGAGAAUAUACAUGCAGGAAAACAAAUUAGUGACAGAUCAGUCGGUUAAAGCAUUCGCUGAACAUUGUCCCGAGUUGCAGUAUGUUGGGUUUAUGGGCUGUUCUGUUACAUCUAAAGGAGUCAUACACCUUACCAAUCUAAGAAACCUUUCCAGCUUGGAUCUACGUCAUAUCACAGAACUGGAUAAUGAAACAGUGAUGGAAAUAGUAAAGAGAUGCAAAAACCUUACCUCCCUCAAUCUGUGUCUGAACUGGAUUAUAAAUGACAGAUGUGUAGAAGUCAUUGCUAAAGAAGGGCAGAACUUGAAAGAACUUUAUUUGGUGUCCUGUAAGAUCACAGACUAUGAGUCUGCCAUCCUGGGUGUGAGCUGGAAGACACCAAGGGAGUCAUGGCACUCCUGUAGACAAUCACUGAUAGCCAUUGGCCGAUACAGUAUGACAAUAGAGACUGUGGAUGUGGGAUGGUGCAAAGAAAUCACAGAUCAGGGAGCCACCCAAAUUGCUCAAAGUAGUAAGUCGCUCAGAUACUUGGGACUAAUGCGAUGUGAUAAGGUUAAUGAAGUGACUGUGGAACAACUAGUGCAGCAGCAUCCACACAUCACUUUCAGUACUGUACUACAAGACUGCAAGAGAACUUUGGAACGGGCUUACCAGAUGGGCUGGACACCCAAUAUGUCAACUGCCUCUUAAUUCAUGAUGUGAUAGUCAAAUACUCGGCAGAUUCAGGCUGAACAUUUGAACACUGUUAAGUUUUUUAUGAAUAUUUUUGCUUUAUAUUAAAUAUAUGUUAAGCUUUUAAUAUUGAAUAUACAUAUACAUACAUAUAUGUAUGUAUCGUUCAAUGUAGUGGGAAAUGUCUAUUCUGUCUUUUCGUGGAAAUAUUGAAAGAGAAACCUGGUCAGAUAUAUUUAAUUUUUUUGGAAAGUUUAUUUGUCAACCUAAACAUCUGCAAGUUGAGUAAAAUGUUGCAGAGGGUUUGCAACUUUUUUUGAUGCAACAUAACUGUAAGUUUACAUAAAAUAGAAACACUAUUUGGAUGUGUGUGUGUUUUUCCUACUACAAGUUCAGGAUAGAAACAACUCUUUAAAGAUGCAUUGUAAGAUUUUUGUAUACAUAAAUCUGAUGUUUAAAAGCCUUUUGGCAAAUUUAUUGAAGUGGGUUUCUGCUAGUUCUGUGGGUAGUUUCAGCAAUGUAAUAAUACAUUACACUUUUUUCUUUCAUGAUUUUUCCUUAUUUUUGCUGCUCAUAUUUCCUUUCAGAUAGGAAGUGUUGAUUCCUUUCCUGGACUCACUUAAAUUAGAGACUGAUCUUAAAUGGAUGCUACCCACAUUUGUGUGUUUGAGCUGCACAGUUGUGAAAAUUCACAGAUAACUGUGAUGCAAGAAUAUAACAUUUUGAUGACAAAUCUUUAUUUUGGAUGGAAUCUUUAAUAAAUGCUGGACUCAUGUGGAAUGGAUAUUUAAGCAGAUGAUCCUGCUGGUUUCUGUUGGUGCUGCCAAAGUGAUGUUUUUGCCCUGCAUCUAGUUUUCAGUAUCUUGUGAAUGCAUGUUAUUUUGAGACAGGCUUCUGUAGCAGUUGUUCCCAGCUGAAUGUGCCCUUCAUUUGGUUUCUCCAUGUUUGCACCUUCCAGUUUCCCACAAUGUUUUCAUUUUUAACAAUAUUCACUAAGCAAAUCUGAAAAACAUAAAGAUAAAUGACCAAUUAAGAGAUAAAAAUUCAUAGUUUUUCCCACUCUGUGAAAGAACUGUGGUGAGCCUUUGUCUGUACAAUAUCUCUUCACCUCUCCUGGGGCAUGCCAAAGGCAGUUGGAUGUAUCUGGUUCCACUUUUAGACAAACCAUAGCUCCUCAUUGCACCUGAACUCAGAGAACACUGGUUAGUUAAAACUACAGUUAGUUCAGACGAUCCAGAAGUGGUUCCCGAUGCUGACAUGCUCACUCACUGUAGUUUAAAAGAAGCCACCAUUCCCCAUGUUUGGAUGUAGUGAAGAACUAUGGUUUGUUUAAAAGCAGAUGCUAGGGGGAAACACAUGAACCCAGAACCUAAAAUGGCUCGCGUAAAAAUCCAGAGUUUCCUGUUAUGUUCAAACUUGCCAGGUUACAUAUUGGGGCAUGUCCCAAGUGACCCGUGCACAAGUGGAAGGCAUUUUUGCUCCUUUAUGGCAGGCGGUUUCUCUCCAAUCCCUUUCCCUAGGCUGUAUGCCACAUCACAUAUCAAUUCAUGUUUUUUCAGGGUGGAUGGAAGCUGCAGUGGGAAGGAAUAUGAGAGCCCCCAAUCUCUGUUUAAAACAUUGUGCAUGGUUCUUCGAGCUAUGCCUUUGCAGAUAUACAGCUUAGUGGAUUCAGAGUGUUUCCUUCUUCUGCGCAAUCACAUGUAUAGAUCAUAUUGAGAAAGUCUAGUGUGAACUCUUCGCUACAGUUUUCCAGACCCACAGAAAUGGUUGCUGGUUCAGCAUAAGCACGGCCAUGUGUUUAAACUAAUCUUUCUCUGUGCAGUCAUGUAUCUGGAUUCAUUUUCAGCUGGAGAAAUGUGCCCCUGUAAACUGACCUAAUAAAGUUAUCUUAGACAGGUAUCCUUAUACACACUUACUUGGAAGUAACUUCCAUUGAACACAGUGGGACUUCCUUCUGAAUAGGCAUGUGUAGUAUUGCGCCUUACUCGUCUGUCAUCGCUGGUUAGUAAAUACUGAAUUAAAACAAAUGAAUUAUGGUUUUUAUUGUUAAGCUAAUUAAAGACCCAGUCCUGAAAGUGCCCAGUUCCAGGGUAUAACUUUCUGCUGCCCAACUGUUCUGCCAUACCUGAAGUUGCCACAGUGCAAAACGUUUGGAAUCCAAAACAGGUUUAUAUGUGCAGAGAAUGUUGUGAUGAAAUGGUUAGUUUUAAGCCUGUUAAACUAUUGUGAAGGGUUAAAUUUGAAGACAGUUGACAAGCAGACACUGGAAACACAGACAGGGCAAUAAGUAACCUUUAGAAUGUAACAAUUUGAUAAAGGGUGAUUCUUCCCCUCCCAUGCAACACUGUGUAUUUGUUUUUUAAAGGUUAAAGUGUUUUAAUCCAAAAUAUCAAAUGUUCAGGCUUCACCUGAAGAGUUGCCAUUAUUGUCAAAAUGUUUGGCUAAUCUAGAAGACUUUAGGCAGCACAGCUCUGAAAACAACAUUAGUAUGUUUGUAUAAAUCACAAGUCCAGUCUCGCAGCAUCAAUUCCUGAGGACAGAAAGGGCUUGCUGUGUCAUUUCCGUGACAGUUCUUUGAAUGUUUUCUUAUUAGAUAUUUCAAAUUGAGACUAAAAGCCUUUGCAAAAGGAACAAAAA
Messenger RNA from Podarcis raffonei (Aeolian wall lizard), 4857 nucleotides. It is a transcript of the gene FBXL17, whose product is annotated as F-box and leucine rich repeat protein 17. The transcript is spliced from 10 exons. Gene Ontology annotation, molecular function: protein binding. The coding region runs from base 235 to 2238 and encodes 667 amino acids. Gene Ontology annotation, biological process: regulation of cell cycle; SCF-dependent proteasomal ubiquitin-dependent protein catabolic process; entrainment of circadian clock by photoperiod. The record is from RefSeq and is a predicted model, not a curated record. NCBI's taxonomy places the organism in Eukaryota, Metazoa, Chordata, Lepidosauria, Squamata, Lacertidae. Gene Ontology annotation, cellular component: cytosol; nucleus; SCF ubiquitin ligase complex.